AUAACAAUGCAAGCAAUUAGGUGAUUGGGACCACAUACAUACAUACAUACACACAUACAGACAUAUUUAGCUUGUAUGAUUAAUGAUAAAAGAUGUUUGGAUUUUUGGUGUUGAUUAAUCGUUUGGGUAGUCGAGCAGUGAACGAAAACAUUUGAAAAUCCAGUGUUAUUUGAUCUAACUCGAAAUAAGUACAUAUAUGUAGUAAAUUCGAUAAUCGAUAGUUUGUUAGGGGCCGGGCUGGCAGCAGUUGUUCCAUAACUAACUGAUUUUUUGGCUUUGCGUAGCUUUAAUGCACAUUCAUCUGCUGGUUGUUCAGACACUUGGAAGUCGUAGUAGACUUGGGCAGCAAAAUUCAAUAAAAUUUAUACUGAAGGCUUUGACGAUCGAAUCUGAAGACCCGGUUAAGAUGGAUAAUGGAGAAAUCCGCGAUUUUGCCAAUGCGAAUGAGGGCGCAAUUGAGUCAAUCUCGACGUUUAAGUCAAAGAGCAUGGAUUCGAGGGCACCGUUAAAUGUGACACCAGGCACCGGGACUGCACUGAGCCCUCUGUCCAUAUGCGUCGAAGAUCUACCAGAUGAGCACCAGCAAGUGGAUGAGCAGGCCGAGGGCGGCAAUCAGCAGCCGUCUGGUGGUGAGUCAGAGCAGGCAGCUGCUCCAUCAGCUGCUGACAGUGGCAAGGGACAGGCUCAGGAGCAGCCGAGCAAGAAGGGCUGCGACAAGUGUGGCAAGAAACUUGGUCUGACCGGCGGAUUCCCUUGCCGUUGCGGUGGCACCUUUUGUGCCGUCCAUCGCUAUAGCGAUCGCCAUGAUUGCACCUUCGACUAUCGUGAAAUGGGCGCCAACGAGAUACGCCGCGAUAACCCAUUAGUUGUGCCUGAGAAGCUCCGCAAGCUUUAGUGAUAGAGCAACUGAACGCCGGCUUGGCCCUUCCGUAAAUUGCAGUUGUUAUUGUUCUAUUAUCAUUAACACAGUUUUUGGCAUGAGGCAUUCACCACCUAAAAGCACACACAGAAGGAACCGAGUGAGGGCAACAACAAACACAGAACACUCAUCGAAAUGAAACAUCGAAGGCAUAAUGCAUAUUCAAUCUUCAAGCUGUAGCUAUUAUGUAAACCUUUAACUACGAAUAAUCCAAGUGCCUCAAGUUAAGUUUAAAGAUAUUCUUACUUAUAUUCUUAUUUUGCAAAUUACAGCCAACUGUUAGUUAUAAACCUCGGCCAAGUAGUAUGUAAAUUACUUAAUCUUUAGAAAAUAGUAAUAUAUUAUAUAAGUCAAUAUAUGAGUGACCAAAAGCUUGGCCUCAAAGAUGUUCCUUCUAUAUCAAUAUUAUAUAAGUAAAUAUAAGAAUAAAAUGUCAAUAUAUGAAUGACCAAAUGUUUCUUCA
Drosophila mojavensis is the source of this 1382-nucleotide messenger RNA. Its product is annotated as zinc finger A20 and AN1 domain-containing stress-associated protein 2. Gene Ontology annotation, molecular function: zinc ion binding. The record is from RefSeq and is a predicted model, not a curated record. Bases 290 to 895 code for a protein of 201 amino acids. NCBI's taxonomy places the organism in Eukaryota, Metazoa, Arthropoda, Insecta, Diptera, Drosophilidae. The transcript has a single exon.